CAGCUAGUCGAGGUGUGACGGUCGUGGAGGGAGGAGGACGUUCCGUGUGGCCUUACGUUCAUAUCUCCAAUGCCAGUGAUUUUGGGAUUAAUUCCUAGUCAAACGAAUGCGUAGUUGUGAUUCCGUGUGCACAAGUGGAUUACUCUGAAGGUGAAAAGUGUAUAAUACAGUAUCAGUGGAUUUUAAGGUGACCAGGUUUUUGUACAGGAUUGCUUCCUCCACCAUUCUGAGAUGGCGACGGUAUAAUCAUUUGGAACAAGAGAAACUACACAACUACUGUUCCACUAGAGGCUGGUGUGAUGUGUGAGGAUGUCGGGUGAGGAUGGAGUCCACACGUGUCUACUACGAGCACCCCGCCGCCCACGCCAACCUGCCGCCCAGGGACUAUGGGGGCAGCGUGACCCCGGCCAAAGCCAGACGCUCCUGGAGUGAUGUGCUCAAGUUCCGCUCUCACACCAAGGACCGUCACCUGACGCAGGUGACUGGCAAUGCUCCUCCCUCCACCAUGCCACCACCACCACCGCCCUCUCACAGCUAUAUGGCCGAGUACAGGCAAAAGUAUGGAGCCUACAAUGGAACAGUGGGUCGCUCCUCCUACCAAGCCAUGACCGUGGUGAAGAGCAUUUCUCCGCCACAAAUCCCACCAUCUGCCAGCCUCCAGAAAGGUUACCCCAGUCACGGUUACCCUACUAAUGGUUAUGCCAAGCAUGUGACUUCAGGUGGCACAAUCUCUGCUGCCACUAGGGCCACUAUGGCCUCCACGGUGCGCUACACAGAUUGGUUUGGUUCUGUGGUGGGUCGGCGCCCCCCAGUGCGGCCCCCACUGCCUACCUUUGUUGCCGCACCACCUCUGAAAACCACAGAGAAAAGCAGUCCUUGGGACCACUACGUGACGCUGGACCCUGUAUAUGAGGCGCCACAUGUUGUGCCAGUUCAGCUAUACACUAACGUAUGUGUUUGUCCUAACCAGAUGAUCAACACCAGAGGACGAAAGAAGAAAAAAUGUAAAAGAUGUGGCAGGAAAGUUGCAAGCGUGCGACAUGCCACCACUGGCGUAGCAGCAAAGGUGCGGCCAGCAAUCCCAGCUAACAUGUACCAACCUUCCCCUCCACAACUCCCGCCAGUGGCUCCUCAGCACACCUGGGGAUGGCAGGUGCUGGAAGAGAGGGUCUAUGAGCGGUAUGAGGUACAAACUCGACCAAAUGCCUACUCACCUGCUCAUCCACUCAGUGAUGAAGAGUCACCACCGCCAACGCCUGAAACAGUUCGUAGUAUGAAAAGCGCAAAAAGUAGCGACAGCUCUGCAACCAUUACUCGUGACACACCAGAGCCCAAAAGGACUGCCCCUCCUCCUCCCUCCCUCCCUCGUGCCCUCCCUUCUACUUCAGUCACACCUUCCAUUAGUGCCAAAGAAAAUUCUUCAACAAGUGACACGGGCGAUAAACGCAGCUCCAUAUUGUUAGAAAAUCCAACGGCUUACCAGCUGAUUUCUCACUAUGGCCAAACAGGAACACGCACAGGUUCAGACACUGACGAGCUUAGCGACAAUGCCCUGGAAGUAUCUUAUGAUAGCUGGGAUACAGAUUCUUCUCCAGCAGCAACCACAGGCCCUGUCCAGAAAGGGCAGGUUAAUGUGAUAACUAUUGGUGAUGCCCAGCCUCAGUCUGUUUCCAUGAUGCUGUCUCCCAAGAUAGAAAAUAUCACUGACCUAAGAAAUAAAGUCAGAAUACCUGUACAUACAAAUUCUAAUAAAACUGCCUAUAGUCCGAAUGAUCAGUCUUCCAACUAUAAGGAAUUAUUAUCUAAUUACACAAAUAAGUUUCCAUUAAUAAAAUAUCACAGUUCAUCAAGUAGUGAAAAUUCACCACGAACUUCCUCUGACAGUAGGAGUGCACCGUCCAACACUAAGAGUUGCAGCAAGAGUGCGGACUCCGAUAAUGAACGUUCUUCACUUAAUAGCAAGAGUAUUGCACUGAAUGGUAAAUGUACCUCAGCCAAUGAUAGAAUUGGCUCAUCUAACAAUAAAACUAGUGUCUCCAAAAAUAGAAAGAUUUCCAGUAACAAGAACUCAUUGACUAGCGGUAAGAAUACAGGAUUGAAUGAAAACAUGUAUAAUGGGGGCAACAGUAGCUUGACCAACAAGAUUUUAGCCUCCAGUGUAAAAUUGCCUAUGUUAGAUGGCCAGAAUAACCCUGCAAUGAACGGCAUCAGCAGUGGUUCCAGACUGGAGGUGAAGAAGUUGCAUGAGACGAGUGAGUUACAAUAUGGAGGCAGCACUGUCCGCAUUGCUGGCCAGCGCAUGCUCGUCCUUACUCCUGGCUGCCCACAGACACACUCCCAGUCUGGAUUUUCUAGUGAAGAUGAAAAUGAAGCGAGUGUUGAGGAUGAUACUAGUGAUCAUCCCAGUGAUUAUCCCAUGUCCUCGCCAACUACUACUCGAGGUUCAGAUACUGAUACAUUACUCGAGGAAGAUGAUUUACCACUUGAUUUUUCAAAUCCAACAUAUAACACUUCUAGUUCACAUCAUGAGCAUUCUAGUCAUAAUUUUGACUCAUCAGAGCCUCUACUUGAUUCUUCUAAUACGCAAUGUGAACCUUGGACGCCAGCAAGAAAUACCAUCUUAGAGGAAGAAGAGAUUAAAGAUGAAUGGCUGAUUGGAACUAAUCACAAAGGCGAUAUGCUUGAUGAUGAUGAUGAAUCGGCUUUACUUGGAGAUGAAGAUGAAAAAGAUGACCCAAGUGUGAGUUCUUCAUCAACCAACUCACCACUACGCCAGAAGGGCAUUCAUACCACACUCUCAGAACUCUUGAAAGUCAAGUCUAUUUUGAAAAAACCACCUUCAGUCGACACUAGUUCAGAAACCGACUCAGAUUUUUAUUUGCCAACAUUUUCCGAGUUCAAACAAAAUCAAAGGAAGAAGAAGCAAGUGCAGUUUAGAUCGUCACAUGAUGUAACGGUGAUAGAGGAUGCUGGAGAGUCCAAGGGCCGCAAGGUAUCAUCAAAAUCUCCCAGGAGAGAGCGGGAGAAAGUGAAAGAAAAGCAGAAAAAUGAUUAUAACUUGAUAUCAGAUUUGCAAGAUGUGUACGCAAGAAAUAACAAUUCUAAAGUGUUCAAGAGCAAUAUGGAGGAUGAAUGUAGUGAUGCAAAAUUUAGCCAUGAACAAGCUUUGACUGGUGAGUGUGAUGAAAAAGUGACAGUUUCUGAGGAUUGCAGCCACCGUAUCAAAGAGGAUCUGGGAGAAGUGGGACGACAAGAGCACGUGGAGGACGGAGAACCAUGCUCAAGUAGUGAACAAAGUGUUGUCACUGAACAAAAUGCAAAAAUAUUGUGCAGUGUGGACCAGAAGAGAAAUGAAGACUCAUGCAGAGGUGAUGAAUGUGAAGGGUCUAGCCUCCAUCGUAGUCUGAGUGACCAUCAGACCUCGGAUGUGAGCACAACAAAUUCCCACGAUACAUUAAAUUUUGAUUUUAAUUCAUAUAACAAGCUACCUGUUGCAAGCUUCAAUAUAUCUUCUCCAUCUGUCAUUACACCAACCCGACAAGCUCCACCACCACCCAGAAGUCGUACUCUCAGUCCCACAAGGCCAAAUGUUCCACCACCACCACCACCUACCUCAAGACCUGUAUCUCUGAGUGUAGCACCUCCUAAAAUUUCACCACCUCAGCGACCACUGCCAUCUCCUCCUCCUUUACCACUCAAUCCUCCCCCAGAGUCACCGUCACCGUCACCUCCAAUACCAACAUCAUCUCUGCCAGUCCUGGAAGAAAGACAUCAUGUGGCUGUUAUAAAUCAUAGUUCUGAAGAUUUACCCUCACCUCAGAGUCCAACCUUCAGCAGCUUCAAGGCAAACACAUUUACUGUAAACCCACCCAAAAAGAACAGUCCCUCUCUGGCUCUUCCUGCAACGACCUCAGACAUGCCAUGCUCAACAGAAUGCCUUCGGGAAGUGUUAUCACCAUUAGGAUGUGUUCCUGUAUUUGGUGCUGAUGAGGAGACUCGCACAGCAACAAUACGUGGACGAGGUGCUGCCCAUGCCAGACCAUCCAUUGUGAAUGCCUUUACAACCAGGGCCUCUGCCAAUACUUCAUCAUCAUCAUCUCCUCCUGUAGCUCCAAGGAGACGGAAUAGAAACCGUUCUUUAAGUCCAGAGACAAAUGAAAGUACGACAGGAAAUAGCACACGUAUAUUAAGUGGACGAGUGCACCGAGCUUCCUUUCUAAAUGGUAUGGCCAGAGAUGAAAACCCCUAUGAACAGAUCACUGAUCAUAUUUAUGAGGAGCUCUUCUCUCAUUCUCCAUCUCGCACAUCCACAUUUACUGGCCACAACAAUCCAGCUCUCGGCAGUUCACCGCAUAAAUCACCUUCUCCAGGAAAGUCCAUGUUUGAAGGUGCAUCUAAAUAUGAAAUCCUGGAAUAUCUGCAGGAUGCCCGGCGUAGGGUAGCCAACACUGUAGAUGAGGAAGAGGAGGAUGUUACAUUACAGGGUAUGGAGGAUGGUUCACUGGAUGCUGAAGUAGAUCUCGAGGAUGAAGAGGAGGAUCAGUUAGGGGUUGACCCAUCUGAGGAUCACUUCACUGUUCUCACCUCAAGAAACAGAGGAAAUAGAUCAUCCAACAUGAGCUCAAAUUCUGAUUCAUCGGAAAACAGUGGACUUCUGAGGUCAGAUAAGGAACGGCUGACAACAGGUGAGAUUGAAAGAACUGACUCUGGCGUGGGAUCAGAAACCAGCAAACCUACUGUGGUAGUUCGUCGAGGUCAACGAGGAGCAGGCGGAGCCAUGGCCACCAGGGAUGGUGAUGUUCCUCUUUGUGAUGACUGUGAUGCUCCUGUUGACACUCAUAUCACCAACAGUGGAGUGGUAUAUGCACCACUGGUUUGCCGUCGCUGCUCACGCCGACGCCAGGAAAGAAAGGAGAUUCUCACAGAGAUUAUGGAAACAGAGAUCAAAUAUGGCCGAGACUUGCGUGUCAUGGUGGAUGAGUUUUACAGACCUAUCUUAGUUGCUGGUCUUCUCAGUCAUGAUCAGCUCAGAGGAAUAUUUUUAAAUGUUGAGGAGCUGGUGGAGCACAACCGGGGCUUCUCUUUACAACUGAGGGAUGCUUUAGAGAUAGCGCUAGAUCAGGGGGAUGAAGAUCUUCUGACGGUCAAUGUGGCUAAACUCUUCCUUCAUGCAGCUCCAAUGCUUCAUGCCUUUGAAAAUUAUUGUGUGAGACAGGGUUCAGCCUCAAUAUUACUACAGACACUUGAGAAGGAGAGGGAGCUGCUGAGAAUAUUCCUCAAGGUAUCCCAAAUGGAGAACACAUUACUGCGGCGAAUGAAUCUUCAUUCUUUUUUAAUGGUUCCUGUUCAGCGUGUAACUAAAUACCCAUUAUUGCUGGCAAGACUGUAUAAAACCACUCCUCCAACUCAUCCUUCCCGAGAGGAUUGCCGGCGUGCCAAAGAGAAGAUUGAAUUACAUUUACAGCAUAUGAAUAAUGAAACAAAGGAGAUAAGCCCAACAAAAUUAUGGCGUAGAAUUUCUAUGAGCGUGGGUAGUGGUACUCCUCUUAAACGUUCACCACAACCACAUGAUUUUUCUACCAAUCUCAAGCUCAGGAAGUUGGGACUGGAAGUCUUAGAGUGGAGUGAAGAGGAGGCAAGAGUAGUUAGAGAAGGACGUCUGUUCUGUCUGGCACCAGAUUCAAACAACUGGACGCGAAGAGGUCGCUCCCUGAAGAUGGCAUCAGUUCAUGUCAUACUGAUUACUCUUGGUUCACCCACAUCAGUGUUUGAAGAAGCAGUUCCAGAGGAUGGUCUUGUGACACCGCGAAAUUUGGGUAUAAAAGAUGCAGCAAUACUUGCUUUCAAGGAUCACAAAGUUUCCAAAACAGCUUUGAUACGACACGAGCCAUGGCUGCUGAGUCGGUGUGUGGUAGCAUGGGAGUCUGAGGGAGAGACUGAGUGUUUUGAAAUGACGGAUCUCAACUCCAAAGAUACAUACAUUUUCAAGGGCAGUGACUCUACAAGUACAGAGGCAUGGUUCCGGUACAUUCAGUUCCAUGCUCUCUCCGUGGGGAUGUGGAAGAGAAGACGACCUGCCCUUGCUAAUAUUAUGAUCAAUGGAAUGAAUAGGAGCUAGUAUAAAAUAUAAGCUUUAUUGAACAUUUUGUACGUUACUUAUGCAAGUGGUAGAAUAAUGCAGGUUUUGGAAGACUUCUUAGAAAGUGUUGCAUGUGUGUGUGUGUUAAAGUGCCGAAUGAUUAACGAAGCUAAUUAUUAUAACAAUUAUUAAAAUAAUA
Procambarus clarkii (red swamp crayfish) is the source of this 6278-nucleotide messenger RNA. RefSeq names its product Rho guanine nucleotide exchange factor at 64C (gene RhoGEF64C). Gene Ontology annotation, biological process: positive regulation of Rho protein signal transduction. NCBI's taxonomy places the organism in Eukaryota, Metazoa, Arthropoda, Malacostraca, Decapoda, Cambaridae. Gene Ontology annotation, molecular function: guanyl-nucleotide exchange factor activity. The record is from RefSeq and is a predicted model, not a curated record.